Messenger RNA from Marmota monax (woodchuck), 2229 nucleotides. RefSeq names its product tumor protein p53 (gene Tp53). NCBI's taxonomy places the organism in Eukaryota, Metazoa, Chordata, Mammalia, Rodentia, Sciuridae. The transcript is spliced from 11 exons. Gene Ontology annotation, biological process: apoptotic process; regulation of transcription by RNA polymerase II; protein tetramerization. The record is from RefSeq and is a predicted model, not a curated record. Gene Ontology annotation, cellular component: nucleus. Gene Ontology annotation, molecular function: DNA-binding transcription factor activity, RNA polymerase II-specific; protein binding; RNA polymerase II cis-regulatory region sequence-specific DNA binding. Bases 164 to 1339 code for a protein of 391 amino acids.
AUUUUCCCCUCCCAUGUGCUCAGACUGGCGCUAAAAGUUUUGAGCUCCUCAAAAGUCCAGAGCCAUCAUUCUGGGCGCAGGUAGCUGCGGGGCUCUGAGCAGAACUUGGCGACCGGGCUUGGAGCGUGCUUCCCAGAGGCCAGACUGCAUCCUGAACGCUGCUAUGGAGGAGCCGCAGUCGGAUCUCAGCAUCGAGCCUCCUCUGAGUCAGGAAACAUUUUCAGACUUAUGGAACCUACUUCCUGAAAACAACGUUCUGUCUCCUGUAUUGUCCCCUCCUAUGGAUGAUUUGCUGCUAUCUUCAGAAGACGUUGAAAACUGGUUUGACAAAGGCCCAGAUGAAGCCCUUCAAAUGUCAGCAGCUCCUGCACCAAAGGCCCCCACACCAGCGGCCUCUACACUGGCAGCCCCUUCACCAGCCACCUCUUGGCCCCUAUCAUCAUCGGUCCCUUCUCAAAACACCUACCCUGGCGUCUAUGGUUUCCGUCUAGGCUUCCUUCAUUCCGGGACAGCCAAAUCAGUCACGUGCACGUAUUCCCCUUCUCUCAACAAGCUAUUCUGCCAGCUGGCAAAAACCUGCCCUGUGCAGCUAUGGGUUGACUCAACACCCCCACCUGGCACCCGCGUCCGCGCCAUGGCCAUCUAUAAGAAGUCACAGCACAUGACAGAAGUUGUGAGGCGCUGUCCCCAUCACGAACGCUGCUCUGAUAGUGAUGGCCUGGCCCCUCCUCAGCAUCUCAUCCGAGUGGAAGGAAAUUUGCGUGCAGAAUAUUUGGAUGACAGAAACACUUUUCGACACAGUGUAGUGGUGCCCUAUGAACCUCCUGAGGUCGGCUCUGAGUGCACCACCAUCCACUACAACUACAUGUGCAACAGCUCUUGCAUGGGAGGCAUGAACCGACGGCCCAUCCUCACCAUUAUCACGUUGGAAGACUCUAGUGGUAACCUGCUGGGACGGAAUAGCUUCGAGGUACGCGUGUGUGCUUGUCCUGGGAGAGAUCGCCGCACCGAGGAGGAAAAUUUCCGCAAAAGAGGAGAGCCUUGCCCUGAGCCACCACCAAGGAGUACUAAGCGAGCACUACCCAAUGGCACCAGCUCCUCUCCCCAGCCAAAGAAGAAACCACUGGAUGGAGAAUAUUUCACCCUUAAGAUCCGUGGCCGUGCACGCUUUGAGAUGUUCCAAGAGUUGAAUGAGGCCCUGGAGCUCAAGGAUGCCCAGGCUGAAAAGGAGCCAGGGGAGAGCAGACCUCAUCCCAGCUACCUGAAGUCCAAGAAGGGGCAGUCUACCUCCCGUCAUAAAAAAAUAAUAUUCAAGAGAGAGGGGCCUGAUUCAGACUGACAUCCUCUGACUCUUGUCUCCCACCCCCCACCCCUGCCCUCCUUCCCUAGCAUUUUGGAACUUGGGUGCUUGAAUCCCUGCUUAGUAUAGGUGUGCCUCAGAAAUGCCUAGGAAUUCUGCCAUUUGUCUUGUCUAUAGAGUUUCACUCAAGUCAGCCUGCACUGGUGUUUUGGGGAGAGGUGAGAGCUAAGACAUACCGGCUUAGCUUUAACUGUGAAGAGUGGGAGAUGGAAGAAAAUGUUCUUGCAUGUAAGGGUUAACCUACAACCAGCCAUCCGAUGGGUUGGAAGCCCUUCUUCAACCAUGCUGACCAGAAAAGCUAUCUUCAAGUUGUUUAAUUUCUCCUAACUUCAAUACCCACAUCUAUAAAACGUUGAUCAUCGUACCUACCUCACGGGGUUUGUUGUGAGGGUUAAUGAAAUAACGUAUGUCUGGCUUUGAACUGCCUUGUAUUAGGAGGUGGCUGGGACUUGGCCCCCUUGUGGUUGUUGGUUUCCUGCCCCUGUUAGGGCGAUGUGUUGAUGGUUUCCAAGAUUGAGCAGCUGGUUAAAGGGAAGGAGUUGCCAAGUCUCUGCCGGCCAGCCAAAUCCUGUCCAACCUCUUGUUGAACCUUGGCACCUGAAAUGAAAUCUCAUCCCAUCCCACAGCCUGGAGGAUUCCAUCUCAGGCUUAUAUAGGAUCUGUGUCCACCAAGAUCUGUUUUACUUCCCCCAUAUGCUCAGGGUCAGGUUUUUGUAGUUUUGGGGGGUUUUUUAAUUUUUUUUAUUUUUUUAUUUGUUUGUUGGCACCCUGCAAGACAAAUCUGCCUUUGUCACCCCAUACCCUUUCUCUCAUUUUAUAUCCCCUUUUUAUAUCGAUUUCUUGUUUUACAAUAAAACUUUGCUACCACA